AGAAUUUUCAAGAAUUUUUUCUAAAAUUAAUUUGUUUUAUCAUUUAAAAUCUAAUUCAAAAUGGGUGUGGGUAUGGGUGUAGGUGUGUGGAAGUUGAUAUUCUCUUUGCUGACACCCAUAUUCGCAGUCUUUUUUCGUCUUUUCUUAUCUUUCAAAUUAUUUUUUGUAGAUCCAACGUAAGAGUAGCUCUAUCAACAAUUAAUAAAUCUGAAGAUGAUCUUAUACAAUAUUGUCAACAUUUCUGUUCUAAUAACUUAUUAUUCAAAAAACGGUAAAAAAAAAGAACAUUUCCUAUUGAUAAAUAGAAAGUUUAUUCUAAAAAAAAUAAUUUUUUUAAAGCCUAUUUAAAAGAUUUUGUUCAUGGUCGAUCAGUUGAGGAAGAAGGUGAACAACAAGAUAUAGAUGAUGAUCUUUUCGGUAAACGUUUCGAAAAUGAUCUUCUUUGGUUGGCAAGAGAAGAUGUUAUGAAACCAUCACCAUCAGGUGGGAUAGCGUGUCAAAAAGAAAAUGAAGAAUCAUAUGAUUUUUAUUUUAAUAUGGGAAAAUCAUCAUGGGAUCAUCCAUAUGAUGAUAUAUAUAAAACACGUGUUAUUCAAGCACGAGAAAAAAAAACUUUAUCAUCCAUUGUAUUCGAUACACUUUCAAAAAAUUCUCAAGAUAUAAAUAGUGAUUCAAACGGUAUUGAUCGUGAAGAAAAUGAAUCAACAGCAGUUAUUACUCCAUAUUCUCCAAUGUCAUUUACUAUUAACACAGGUUAUUUGUCUUUAUAUACAGUGUGA
This is a messenger RNA of Rotaria sp. Silwood1, 779 nucleotides long. Lineage: Eukaryota; Metazoa; Rotifera; Eurotatoria; Philodinida; Philodinidae. The record is from the annotation of a GenBank genome assembly.